AGCAGGCUCCACUUGAACGCGUCGCAGCUCCGACGGCAGCUGCUGCAGCUCAGACUGAGGAGGAGGAGGAGGAAGAUGGACAAUCUGAAGCAGUUCCUGGUCGCCCUGUGUGCUGCCGCCGCCGUCGGCUUCGUGGCCAUAAUAUUCGUGCUCAGAUGGGUCCUCCACUUUAAGGAGGGUUUAGCCUGGGACGGAGGACUGGCUGAGUUCAACUGGCAUCCGGUGUUAAUAGUCACCGGAUUCAUUUUCUUGCAGGGGAUCGCCAUAAUAGUCUACAGGCUCCCCUGGACCUGGCAGUGCAGCAAGCUGAUGAUGAAGUUCAUCCACGCAGGCUUGAACCUGACAGCAUUUGUUUUUGCUGUUAUAUCCUUGGUGGCCGUUUUUGAUUUCCACAAUUUUGCCAAUAUUCCCAACAUGUACAGUCUGCACAGCUGGCUGGGCCUGACUGCAGUUAUUCUCUACUGUCUGCAGCUUGUUCUUGGAGUUGGCAUGUACCUGAUACCUGUUACACCUGUAUCCUGGAGAGCAGCAUUCAUGCCCAUCCAUGUCUACAGUGGUCUCUUACUCUUUACCAGCGUCAUAGCCGUGGCACUCAUGGGCAUCACAGAGAAACUCAUUUUUGGCCUGAAAGACCCAAAGUAUAAGGACUCCCCUCCAGAGGCAAUUUUUGUGAAUGUUCUGGGACUCUUCCUGGUGAUUUUCGGAGCUUUAAUCCUUUGGAUUGCCACUCGACCAUCUUGGAAACGUCCCAGCGACCAGAUCUUACAUACUCUGCAUACCAAUGGGGGAGGUGAGGACAACAGCAAAGUUGGUCCAGCUAUGUCUCAACUGUCUGAUGAAGCUGAGGCUGGAGGGGAUGUCAGGAGGAGGAGCAAUAAAUUGGAUGAGCAGGCUAACUAAUAAUAUUCCUGUUGGAGCUGAUAGUGUCUUCAGCGUUGAAUGUAUGUACAACCAGUCUACACUGGUCAGAGAAAGUCAGAAGGAACACCUGGAAUUGUUCUGCUCCUCCAUUCAUAACUUUCUCUUUUGCACCUUGGAAGUAUUUUAUUAUGAGCUUGUUUUCUCUAACAUUUAUUAUUUCAAGUGCUUGUAAAUAAUGGUGUAUUAAUUAAAAAAAGAUUCAGAUGAUGGUGAGGGAAUGGGCUGUAUUGACAUACACUGUCGUACCAAAUAAUCAUGACAGAUUUUCUAUACUCUAACUCUAAAUCUCUGUAUUGUUGGGUUUUUUUUUUUUACCUACAUUAUAUUUUGUAAUAAAUAUUUACUUUUUCUGACUAUGAAUUACAUGAGUAUUACAUGAGUGUGUAAACAAACAUUGUAGUCGCUGUAAUAGAGGAAAUGUCUGUGUUAUGAGCAUCAACUUGUUAUUAUUGUAGAUUUACAACA
This is a messenger RNA of Stegastes partitus (bicolor damselfish), 1386 nucleotides long. It is a transcript of the gene cybrd1, whose product is annotated as cytochrome b reductase 1. Gene Ontology annotation, molecular function: oxidoreductase activity. The coding region runs from base 76 to 900 and encodes 274 amino acids. The transcript is spliced from 4 exons. NCBI's taxonomy places the organism in Eukaryota, Metazoa, Chordata, Actinopteri, Pomacentridae. Gene Ontology annotation, cellular component: lysosomal membrane. The record is from RefSeq and is a predicted model, not a curated record.